Pteropus alecto (black flying fox) is the source of this 2087-nucleotide messenger RNA. It is a transcript of the gene ZNF511, whose product is annotated as zinc finger protein 511. NCBI's taxonomy places the organism in Eukaryota, Metazoa, Chordata, Mammalia, Chiroptera, Pteropodidae. The transcript has 7 exons. The record is from RefSeq and is a predicted model, not a curated record. Bases 1 to 738 code for a protein of 245 amino acids.
AUGGACAACAAGGUCUCCGAAUGGAAGCGUCGUAGUUCACGACCUGGGGCCCCUGAUCCGCUUCCCGUGGAGCGGGACCCCGCGGCCGGGACCAAACCCUUCCGCUUUGCGGCGCGUCGAGUGCGCUUCCCGCGGGAACACGAGUUCUUCGAGGACGGGGACGUGCAGCGGCACCUCUACCUCCAGGACGUGUUCACACAGGUGGCCGAGGCGCCCGAGCGGCCCAGGGUGCCGGAGUUCACCUGUCAGGUGGCGGGCUGCUGCCAGGUGUUUGAAGUCCUGGAGGAUUAUGAGCAUCAUUACCACACUCUGCACAGAAACGUGUGCUCCUUUUGCAAGCGGGCCUUCCCUUCAGGACACCUGCUGGACAUCCACAUCCUGGAGUGGCAUGACUCCUUGUUCCAGAUCCUGUCGGAGAGGCAGGACAUGUAUCAGUGCUUGGUAGAAGGCUGCGCAGAGAAGUUCAAGACCAGCAAAGACAGGAAGGAUCACCUGGUGAGACGUCACCUCUACCCUGCGGACUUCCGGUUUGAUAAGCCGAAGAAAAGCAGAGGCCCAGCCACGCCCACAGCCGCCCUGCAGCUGUCCACCCUGCCAGUGUCAGCAGAAGCCCUGGGGGCGCAUGGGGAGCAGUUGGAAGGGGACCCCAUGGAAGUCUGCUCUGAACACGCAGCGCCCCCUGCAGAGCUCACGGGCGAGAGGCGGACCUACAGUCACAGGUGCGUCGCGCGGAUUUAAAAGCACCAAGAAAAGAAAUAAACACCAGUGACCGCUGCGACAGGCCUGCAGGCCUGCGGGAGCCUCCAGGGCAGGACCAGGAGCCUUCUACGGACGUGUCAUUGGCGAGCUGUGUUCUCACCUCCUGCUGUGGCCACCAGGACCAGGCCUCUGCCACCCUCACCUCUCUCCCUUGGGGAGUGGCCGGCCGUUGCCCCUGGGGUCUCAGCGAUGGGAGAUGCCGGAACUCCAGAAUGACCUGACACGUGCUCCGGGCCUGAGAUCGGGAACCGGCCUUCCCCUGUGUGGCCAUCUGCCAGCGUGCUCUGUGGACACCUGACACAGACGCAGCUUGUUGGCCUCUCUGGCCGCUGGUCCUCUGUUGAACUGGACGGGGGUCAAGUGGGGAUGCCGCGGGAAUGCUGUGUUUUCUGCGUUGUCUUCACAGAGGUUUGCGGAGUCUUGGUGCCUCCAGUGGGCAGCUGGCGGGAUACUAUCAUCGAAGGCUCAGGGCCUUUCAAGAGAUUCUGGGUCACUCUCCCGCCCCCUGACUCUGAGCAUACCCCUCGAGGCGGUGAGGCCAGAGAAGGCUGACUCACGGGCGCCUGGGCAGGGUGGUCAGUUCUGGAAAGGGAUCUCCAGCCGGCGGCCUCCCCGAGGAAGGACCGCGGGGGUGGAGGGAAGGGGCCCACGCAGGGGCAUGAGCGCCCACUGGCAUCUCCCCACAGGGCCGGGAAGCUGGUCCUGCAGUCCCCCCGUCAAGAUCACAGGUGGCCAAAGAGCAGGCACAGGUGCUCGUGGAAAAAAAAAACCCUGGCAUACAGGUCCCGGCACAUGGACGAGCAGACCUGACGAGCACUUCCCUAGGUCGGGCAGGUGGCAGCCUCAGCUGGGGUGUGGCCAGGCCGCCCCAGGUCCGUUGUCAGGGCUGCUUCUCAGGUGAUGAACUCUUUAUUAGCUGUUUCAAAGGUAUUGUUAAAUUUCAAUUUUUAAUUUCAGUAAAUUAUGAUCUUUAAUUCUGUAAGUUCUAUGUUUUUUCUAAUUUGCUGGAUCUUUGUAGCUUGCGUUCAUCACGUUUGCAACCCAUUUUAUUUUUUAAGCAUAUUAACUUAUAUUCUCUAAUUAAUAAUAUCAAUACCUGAAGACUCAGUAGGUCUGAUUCUUCAGUCCGUUCUUUCUGCUGACUCAUUCGUGAUGGGUUGUUUCCUGGUGAAUUUAUGAUUUUUUGGCUGUGAGUUUAUAUUUCUUGGAACUUUACCUCCAAAUUUUCCUGGCAAGUCCAGAUUCUUCCAGAAAAUAUUGGUAUUUGCUUCUGCCCUGUGAUUGGGGGUACUCCCAACCUAGGUUUAAAAUAAACCAUUAGGUGUGAA